Molecule: messenger RNA, 915 nt
Organism: Lodderomyces theae
Lineage: Eukaryota; Fungi; Ascomycota; Pichiomycetes; Serinales; Debaryomycetaceae
Exons: 1
Coding region: 1-915 (304 amino acids)
Cellular component (GO): nucleus; 90S preribosome
Source: RefSeq, a predicted model, not a curated record
AUGGUUGACGGAACAAGAGCUGAGGGUGAUGACCUCGAUGACGGCUUGGAAUACGAUGUUCAAUAUUCCGAUGCGGAGGGGGAUUUGGUUACAUCACAACCAUCGACAACUGAAAAUGUAUCGCAGGAUGAGCCAACCAAAGCGGAUGAUGAGUCCAACCCACAUAAACGAAAGAGACAAUCUUCCAACUUGAAGGAAAAGAAGAAGAUGAAGAUGGAAUUGGAUACUCAACAAAAGAAGAAUAUCUCAUUUGAGGAAAGUCCCGAAGUGAUUGCUGAGUUUAUCAAUUCUAAAAUCAGCAGAAAGCAUACGAAAUUAUCAGCGUUGGAGUUGAGCGAAUUGUACUUUACAAAGAGCGAUAUUCGAUCAACUUCUGAAUUUACUAAACCAAGAACUUUGGAUAACUUGCUGGAAUACAUCAACCAAAGGUUCAAAAAUAUGCUACCUGGAAAACAACAAGACAAACCGAACAAGAACAAGAACAAGAGCAAGAACAAGAACAAGAACAAGAAAGGUGGGGAAGCUAGAAAAGACACUGAUGGUGAGGUUCACAAGCUGGAAGAAAGUCGUAAGUUCAUCGCCAUAGUGUCCAUGUCAGCUAUCCGUGCAUGUGACGUGCAUCGUGCAACUAAGGAUCUAAACGGAAGCUCAUUAAAAUUAAUCAACAAGAAUAAAUUAGACGUUGAUUUGAAAUUGGUCAAAUCCACAAGAUCGAGAGUGUUGUGCUGUACACCAGGAAGAUUACAAAAGGUACUCAACAGCCUGGAAUCACAAUUACAAAAGGACGAAGUGAAAAUUAUCCUUGUUGAUAAUUCAUACCUAGAUCAAAAGAAACAGAAUAUAUGGGACAUAAAGGAGACAUUCGAAGUAUUAAAAGACUUGACAAAGCAGGGACUGAAGAUUUACCUUUAUUGA